AUGGAUGAGGAAGCCCGAUUGCGAACGCGUACCCUGGACUCGAGUAGCUCAUACAAGACUUUCAUAGACUAUGGAAGUUUUCCUGGCUCAAACUUCGGAGAGAAAACACAGGAUGCCCAAUUGAAGAAAGAAAACAGAAAUACAAUGAGAAGAGAAGUAAUGACUAGCAUCCCCUCAGGUUUUAUCAACUAUGACUUAAGCAAAAGACAUUAUGAUAGCAAUCAUAUAGAUAACGACUCUGAGCCUGAAUACAAUAUAUAUGAUGAUGGCAGCCAGAGCUGGUCUUCUCCUCGUCCUUCCCCCAAUACACAAGCACGAAACCAUAAAGAACGCGACUCUGCAGGAGUCCUCAAUAACUCGUAUAACUCGCAUGCAAUCCCACAUCGUCGUCGUCAUCAUCAUACAACAGACUCUGGAUCACCAGUGCGACAACCAGAGGUGGAAAACACUUCACCCUAUACAACAGAAGCUGGGAUACACCAUCCCAAACAGCGAUGA
Molecule: messenger RNA, 498 nt
Organism: Paracoccidioides lutzii Pb01
Exons: 1
Coding region: 1-498 (165 amino acids)
Source: RefSeq, a predicted model, not a curated record